GCGGAUUUUGGUGUGUAAUAAUGAUUUUCUUUAUUUUGCGGGAAAUCAAUGAAUAGUUAAACAUGGAUUUAUAUGUUUCUGUUCAAAAAAUGUACAUAUCUCUUCUUUUAGACUGCCUCUCUCCUUCUCUUGUGUUGUGACUUCAAUGUAGCGAAAGAGAAAAAACAAAACCAAUUCUGUUUAAUUCAAACAUUUAAACACAUAUAUUAAAGAAUUCUCUGCUGUUACCGCUCACCACCUUCCAGCACAAUGGACUUUACUUUUAAAAAAUCCAUAAAGCGGAAUUUAAGAAAGCGAAAUAUAAGUGAUGAUGAAAAUUCUAGUGGAGAAGAAACUGCAGUUUUUAAAAAGGAAAAAAAGUCAGUAUCAAGUAAUCCAAUGAUACAAGGUACCAGUACGAAAAAAAUUCGAGAUGUGGAUCACAACCCAACUAAAUCAGACAGCGAUGAGGAAACUUUAAUUCCUGUGUAUAAAUCGGCAAAAACAGCUCAACGAACAGGUCCAGCAGAUAUGGGAGCAACUUCAACAAUACAGUUUGAAACAGAAAAGGAUAAAGACGCUCAAGCUAUAUUUGAAAAAUCGCAGAAAAUAAAUGAAGAAUUAAAGGGCAAAGGAGAUGACAAAAUCUACAGGGGUAUCAAUAAUUAUCAAAAGUUUUCUAUAGCGAAAGAUACCUCUCAAGGAAAUGCUUCUAGUGGCAUGGUCAGAAAAGGUCCCAUUCGAGCACCGGACAAUAUCAGAUCAACUGUUCGAUGGGACUACCAACCAGAUAUUUGUAAAGAUUAUAAAGAAACUGGGUUUUGUGGAUUUGGGGACAGUUGUAAAUUCAUGCAUGACAGAUCAGAUUAUAAGCAAGGGUGGCAGUUGGAGAUGGAAAUGGCCAACAAUACUUACGGUGCCGAAGACUCUACAAAGUACGAAAUUAGUUCUGAUGAGGACGACUUACCAUUUAAGUGCUUCAUUUGUAGAAGUUCAUUUAAAGACCCUGUGGUAACCAAAUGCAAUCACUAUUUUUGUGAAAAGUGUGCUCUAGAGAACUAUGCAAAAAGUACCAGAUGUUACGUCUGUGGUGUUCAGACAUCAGGCCUGUUCAAAGCUGCUAAAGAUUUAGCUGCAAAGUUGAUUGCAAGAAAAGAAAGUGCAUGUGGAUCAGACAGUGAUUCUUGAGUAUGUCUCUUGGAAAAAAGAAAAAUAUAGUGUGUCAACAGCAUCUUGGUGACAUUAAAACAGUGUAGCAUUAAUAGGAUUUUUUAAAGAAGAUAAUUUAAUCUUCAGGAAUUUGUUUUCAAUGCAUGUUUUACAAAGAUGAAUACAUGU
Messenger RNA from Uloborus diversus, 1317 nucleotides. RefSeq names its product E3 ubiquitin-protein ligase RNF113A-like. Gene Ontology annotation, molecular function: metal ion binding. Bases 250 to 1167 code for a protein of 305 amino acids. Gene Ontology annotation, cellular component: U2-type spliceosomal complex. The transcript has a single exon. The record is from RefSeq and is a predicted model, not a curated record. Gene Ontology annotation, biological process: snoRNA splicing. Lineage: Eukaryota; Metazoa; Arthropoda; Arachnida; Araneae; Uloboridae.